CUAAGCUGCUGGGAGAAAACUUUUAAUAUUAUUAUUUUUUUAAAUUAGAUUAUAAUAAUCCUUAUUACAUAAAAAUAGAAUCGAAUUGAGAAUCUUUUCCUUUCUGAAGCUGGUGUAAAAGACAUAAAAAGUAGUCAGUCAAUAUCUGUACUUUAACAUAAAAAUAAUAAGAAAUUAAAACAUAUUAUAGGCGUAUGAAUUUUUAACGAACUGUCAAAUUAUAGCCCUAGGUUGGACUAUAUAAAUCACGACUUUAGUUUAAGGCUAACGAUGGCUAAAUAUUUCGUAUCAGAAGCGUUUGGUCCGCAUUUAAGAGCGCUCGCAAGAGUAGCUUAUUUCAAAAUUGUUUCCAAAGAUGAACCACUCGCAAAGCGUUUUUUAUACAAAUUGUAUCAAUAUAUUAUAUGGUUUUUAAUUUUUCUCUACAACCUACAGCAUUUGAUUCGUGUAGUUCAGGUUCGAAACAGUAUUGAGCAGUUGGUGGACACGCUGUUUAUUUUGUUGACUACUCUCAACUGUCUGGGCAAGCAGGUCGCCUUCAACGCAAAGAGCCAACGUGUUAAAGAAAUCUUUAAUGUCAUUGAUGGACCAGUUUUCGCGCCGACAAAACCUCAUCAUCUUGAAGUGAUGAAGAAAAAUACAGUAUCAAUGGCACAUCUAUUGUUAAUAUAUCAAUGUGGCUCUAUGUUUUGUGUUUGUCUCUGGUUUAUUUUUCCAUUUGUGAAUAGAGCAUUGGGCAAGGAAAUUGCAUUUACAGGCUAUCUACCAUUCGACGCAAGUGAAUCUCCAGCUUUCGAGCUAGCUGUUCUUUACAUGACGUUUACAAUCGGAAUUCAAGCAUACGGCCAUGUCGGUAUGGAUUGUACGAUAGUAGCACUCUACCGACAAGCCACGGUCCAAGUACAAUUGCUCCGAUACAAUCUGGAACAUCUCAUGGAUACAGAUGACGAGAAUGUAAAAAUAGAAGCGAGGAUUAUUACCAAGACAAAUAACGAACGGCACGUUAACAAAGACAAUACGUAUGAUCCAUCAGAUAUGAUACAAAGACGAUUAGUGGACAAUGCUAAUCAUUAUAAGACAAUUGCCAGUUUUGUAAAAGAGGUAGAGUCGAUUUUCAGCGAAGCCAUGAUUGUUCAAUUCUUUGCGAUGGCUUGGGUCAUAUGUAUGACUGUCUACAAAAUUGUUAGUCUGAGUAUAUUAUCGGCGGAAUUCAUGUCGAUGGCUAUGUACCUGGGUUGCAUGUUGGGCCAACUCUUUAUUUAUUGCUACUUCGGAACUGAAUUAAUAAUGGAGAGUGAAUUCAUAUGUCAGUCGAUAUAUUGCGGUGACUGGUUGUCUCUGUCACCGAGUUUCCGUAGAAAAUUGCUGUUGUUGAUGAGUUACUGCAAAAGACCUUUGGCUCUUCGCACCGCCUACAUAAUACCCAUGUCAUUGAAUACUUACAUUGCGGUGCUGAAAUCCUCAUAUAGUCUCUUCACGUUCUUAAAUCGGAACUAGGUAUAACUGAAACGUACCUAGGUUUACUUACUUAGUUAUUACUACAAUCAAACAUGUCUACGUAGAUAUUCAUUA
Messenger RNA from Galleria mellonella (greater wax moth), 1572 nucleotides. Its product is annotated as odorant receptor 46a-like. Gene Ontology annotation, cellular component: plasma membrane. Gene Ontology annotation, molecular function: olfactory receptor activity; odorant binding. Bases 271 to 1497 code for a protein of 408 amino acids. The transcript has 8 exons. Gene Ontology annotation, biological process: detection of chemical stimulus involved in sensory perception of smell; sensory perception of smell. The record is from RefSeq and is a predicted model, not a curated record. Lineage: Eukaryota; Metazoa; Arthropoda; Insecta; Lepidoptera; Pyralidae.